UCCUGUCAUCCCUCCUGGCACCCAGGAGCUCCUGAUCACGUCUGUGCCCAGGGUCUGUGCUGCGCCCCCGAAGGACCGGCCCACCAUGCACCACCCACUUCUCUGCUUCUGCCUCCUCCUGCUGUGCCAUGAGCUACAUGGGCACCGGCUGCCCCCCACAGUCCCACGGGGAGGCGCUGCUGGGACCAUCAAGCCCCCAGGGAUGGAAGUUGCCCCCCUCCCCACUUCUCCCGACGCGCCCAGCUCCCAUCAGGCCGCUGCCAGGGUGUUGCUCGACUCCCUCCCGGGGCGGCUUCCCCAGCCGGGGCUCCCACGGGUGGGGGUCUCCUGCCAGGACUUGCUGCCCGAGGCCCUGGAGGGUUUCUCCCAGCUCCCGCCGCUGCCCCAGACCCUCGCCAGCGCGGCCUUAGCCCUCUCCCUCCAAGGGGCUGGCUGCCCCCGGCAGGCCGAGGGGCUGGUGCUGCGGCUCUACGGGGUGGUGGGGGUGGAUGAUGCCAACGCGCUGCUGCUGGGGAUAGCAGGACGCCCAGGAAGCCCCAGCCAGGGUAAGAGAGGCAGGACCGCCCUGCUCUUCAAUGUGGAUCAGCUGGCAGGGGUGGGCCCCCGGCGUUGCUCGGGCCUGGCCCAGAUCGACAGCUCCCUGCUGCUGGGCCCGGUGGCCAGCACCCAUACCACCUUCCCAGCCGCCGCCGUGGCCUGCCACAGGCUGGGCUCUGCCUGUGCCGGCGUGACCUCCAACGGGACCACCUCCUUCUCGGUGAUCGGACAGCCCGGCGCCUACGUCCUGCCGGGCCGCGGGGUCCAGGCCUGGCUCCACCGGUGCCGCGGGGCAGGGAGGAAGCGGCGCGGGAGCCCAGAGGCCUGCAGCAGCGCGCGGGAGCGGAAGGUGCACGGCAUACUGGAGUGGGUGCCCGUGGUCAGCACUUACUACAACGUGGGCACCAGUAUCUACUACGCCUUCCGGAACUGCACGGAGCUGGCCAAGGAGCGGGGCAUCGAGGCGGCCCUGGACCUGAGCUACGACGCCCUCCUGGGGCUCUUGGGCACGGCAGGGGGCAACUUGGGCGUCGGCGUAGCCGUGGGGCUGAGGCCGGCCGUCAAACUGGGGGUGCGGUCGCUGAUCAGCUACUUCCGGCAGGUGGAGCCGGCCGACCCCCGGCCCACGAGCUCCUCCAGCCCCGUCACCACAGCCGGCUCCUUCGUGCCGCCCUCGGUCUGGGUGUGAAUAAAGCAGGGCGCUGCCCAUUCUUUGAA
Molecule: messenger RNA, 1254 nt
Organism: Terrapene triunguis (Three-toed box turtle)
Lineage: Eukaryota; Metazoa; Chordata; Testudines; Emydidae
Gene: APOF
Product: apolipoprotein F
Exons: 2
Coding region: 86-1225 (379 amino acids)
Biological process (GO): cholesterol metabolic process
Source: RefSeq, a predicted model, not a curated record